Messenger RNA from Raphanus sativus (radish), 657 nucleotides. RefSeq lists its product as uncharacterized. The record is from RefSeq and is a predicted model, not a curated record. Lineage: Eukaryota; Viridiplantae; Streptophyta; Magnoliopsida; Brassicales; Brassicaceae. The transcript has a single exon. Gene Ontology annotation, molecular function: RNA-DNA hybrid ribonuclease activity; nucleic acid binding. The coding region runs from base 1 to 657 and encodes 218 amino acids.
AUGUGGAGACUGUGGAAGAGUCGAAAUGCUUUUUAUUAUAGAGGUGAGGAUUAUGAGCCUUCCAGUGUGGUUACUAAGGUACAAGAGGACUUUGAUGAGUGGAAUAGUCGUGAUGAUUUGGAGGAAAAAGAUGUGAACACAAACCCGGUGAUUAGAGAAGAGGAAAGAUGGACUCCACCACCGCAUAAUUGGCUGAAGUGUAACAGCGAUGGAGCUUGGGACAGAACGAAGGAUCAUUGUGGUGUUGGAUGGGUUUUGAGAAAUCAUCUUGGUGAUGUUGUAUGGAUGGGAGGAAGAAGGCUACCUAAAGGACGAUCUCCAAUAGAGACGGAGGAUGAAACGCUAAGAUGGGCUAUUUCGACAAUGGUAAGGCUUAACUACAAUAAGCUCAUAUUUGAAACAGAUUGCAUAGAGCUAGUUCAAGCAUUACAAGAGAGAGAUAGUCGCCCUAGCAUUCACUCCUUUGUUCAAGACAUGCACCAUCUGCUAGCUAAAUUAGGUGAGGUUCAGGUAGUCUUCAGAGGAAGAAAGAGUAAUGCUAAUGUUGAUAGAAUUGCAAAAGAGGCCCCCUCCUUUGAGAAUAAUGCCCCCGUGUUGUUUUCUAUUAUGCCUUCUUGGAUUAAAUCUUUUGUAGAGGUUGAAAAAUCUAUUGUGUAA